This is a messenger RNA of Zophobas morio, 877 nucleotides long. Its product is annotated as cytochrome b5 domain-containing protein 1. Lineage: Eukaryota; Metazoa; Arthropoda; Insecta; Coleoptera; Tenebrionidae. The transcript is spliced from 4 exons. The record is from RefSeq and is a predicted model, not a curated record. Bases 99 to 848 code for a protein of 249 amino acids.
AGGAUAUACGCUCUGGCGCUUCCCCUUAAGAAUAAUUGCGUUUUAACAACGACGUACACUCAGUGUCAAUAAUACUGAAGGUGUCAUCAUAGUGAAACAUGUCUCAACCAACAAUCUCUUUUCCAAUCUUUGGCCCUUUCGAAGUCAUUCUCCAUAACAAACCCGACGACUGCUGGAUAUCGUUCCUGGGCAAAGUUUUCGACGUGACUCCGUUAAUAAAACAAUAUAAGCGUCAAGACUGCGUUAAGCCACUUAUUGCCUUUGCCGGGAAAGAUGUAAGCAAUUGGUUUGAUGAGAGAACUGGAGACAUUCAAUACCGUGUUCACCCGAUCACGGGAGUUGAAGUUCCGUAUUUACCUCAUGGACCUCUUCCAGAAACAGAGUGUGAAGUACCGAGCACCAAGUGGAGGCCAUACGAAAAUCCCCCAUGGUGGAUGAGCCAGAAAUACCAAAUCGGAUUAUUGACGAAAAUGGUACGACCUCUGAAAAUCAUCAACAUGUUGCUGGCAAAAGAAGCAAUAAUAAACGUUUGCUGCGAAGACACUUUCUACAGAAUAGCAGAAAGAUACUCAAUCUAUAAUUCCGAAACUGACAGCUACACUUGGGUCUACUUGGACAACGUAAUCGAAAUGGACAAAACUAUGGACGAAAACGGCAUCCCCGACGACCGGGAAAAAAUGGCCGAACUAGGAAUCCCCAAAACCUUUUACAUACCGAGCGUGUUUUUGUACUACAAAGACGACUUGAAGCACUUGGAAGAUCUGUCCGACGACGACCAUGAGCUCGACGCAGAAGUCUGCUGCACUUGUGCAGCCAUAGACAAACCGAAGCCUUUUAACUUGUUCUAGUCACGGCAUAAAUUUAGAUGAUACAGCGA